This is a messenger RNA of Saccostrea cuccullata (small rock oyster), 693 nucleotides long. Its product is annotated as cerebellin-3-like. Bases 1 to 693 code for a protein of 230 amino acids. Gene Ontology annotation, molecular function: protein binding. The record is from RefSeq and is a predicted model, not a curated record. Lineage: Eukaryota; Metazoa; Mollusca; Bivalvia; Ostreida; Ostreidae. The transcript is spliced from 3 exons.
AUGCUAAAAUUUCAAACGACAGAUCAGUUUAAAACUCUCUCGUUCCUUUUACGCAAUCUUAUUGCCAAAAACGAAAGGAUCUUACUUGACCUAAGAGUCAGAUGUGACGGGGAACACAAAAAGUCAAGAAUAAAUAGACACCUAGACGACAAAAAGGCUAGGUCUUUAAAUAAAUCCUCAACAUACGCAGCCACAAACUUACAUUCACAGAAUGGUUCACCUAUUGCUUCUUAUCAAGAUAGUAAAAAGGAGGAACAGGAUAUUUCUCGUAAACGACAAAUAUCUGGUGUUGUGGCUUUUUAUGCGUACCUUAGUUCCACUGAGCCUUCCCCUAGUGUACAUCAUACAAUAAUAUUCGACUACGUCAAGACAAACACUGGAGAAGCUUAUAACCGCCACAAUGGAAUGUUCACAGCACCUGCUGAUGGAGUUUAUGUGUUCUCUUGGUCAACUUAUAGUCAACAACAUGGUGCGAUAUAUACUGAGAUGGUAGUAAACUCAGCUGUUAUUGGAAGUGCCCUUUCUGAUAGUAACAGUGUCAACAUAGUUGCUGCAGCUACUGGAAAUGUGGUGGUUGAAAUAUCCAGAAACGAUGUCGUAUAUAUCCGAACCAACUCUGUAAACCACGGAGCCGGUGAUAUCCUCAGUUUUGCACGGUAUCGCACCAGUUUUACUGGAUGGAAAUUGAGCUGA